AUGGUUUUGAAGCUCUACGGAUUUGCUACCUCAACAUGCACACUCCGUGUUGCAGUGGUAUUGAAGGAAAAGAAUGUACAAUUCGAGUUCAUUCCUGUUGAUCUAACCAAGGGUGCACACAAGGCUCCUGAAUUUACCGCCUACCAGCCUUUCGGCCAAGUCCCUUACAUUGAUGACAAUGGUUUGAUUCUUUAUGAAUCGAGGGCGAUCUGCCGGUAUAUCGCCGCGAAGUACGCUUCGCAUGGAACUCCCCUCCUUCCCACCGAUCCCACCGCCAUCGCAUUAUUUGAGCAAGCUGCAUCAACUGAAACAUCUAACUAUGAUCCUUUCGUCUCCGGAUUGGCAUGGGAGUUGAAGUUCGCUAUGUGGUUUGGAGGGAAGACCGACGAAGCCCGUGCUAAAUCACUACAAAGCCAGCUUUCUGCUAAGCUUGAUAUUUAUGAUCUCAUCCUUGGCAAGCAGAAAUACCUGGCUGGAAAUGAUAUCACUCUGGCCGAUCUGUUCCACCUGCCUUAUGGUGCUGUCCUUCUGGAUAUUGGGCUCGACGAGUUCAGCAGCCGCCCCAAUGUUGCCAGGUGGUGGAAGGAUAUCUCAUCCAGGGCAUCCUGGGAAGCAGUGAAGGGAGGUAUCUGA
Suillus subaureus is the source of this 633-nucleotide messenger RNA. Its product is annotated as glutathione S-transferase. Bases 1 to 633 code for a protein of 210 amino acids. NCBI's taxonomy places the organism in Eukaryota, Fungi, Basidiomycota, Agaricomycetes, Boletales, Suillaceae. Gene Ontology annotation, cellular component: cytoplasm. The record is from RefSeq and is a predicted model, not a curated record. Gene Ontology annotation, molecular function: glutathione transferase activity; glutathione binding. The transcript is spliced from 5 exons.